Colius striatus (speckled mousebird) is the source of this 1249-nucleotide messenger RNA. It is a transcript of the gene PNPO, whose product is annotated as pyridoxamine 5'-phosphate oxidase. The coding region runs from base 42 to 731 and encodes 229 amino acids. The record is from RefSeq and is a predicted model, not a curated record. Gene Ontology annotation, biological process: pyridoxine biosynthetic process; pyridoxal 5'-phosphate biosynthetic process. NCBI's taxonomy places the organism in Eukaryota, Metazoa, Chordata, Aves, Coliiformes, Coliidae. Gene Ontology annotation, molecular function: pyridoxamine phosphate oxidase activity; FMN binding. The transcript is spliced from 7 exons.
UCUGGAUUCGUCUCCGCCCGCUCCCGUCGGCCGCGGCCGGGAUGGACCUGGGGCCGCUGCGGAAGAGCUACCGGGGGGACGCCGAGGCCUUCGAGGAGCAGCACUUGUCCUCCCACGACCCCAUCCAGCAGUUUGGAGUCUGGUUCGAGGAAGCCGUGGGCUGCCCAGAGGUGGGGGAGGCGAAUGCCAUGUGCUUGGCCACCUGCACCAGGGACGGGAAGCCCUCGGCCCGUAUGGUGCUGCUGAAGGGCUUCGGGCAGGAUGGCUUCCGCUUCUUCACCAACCACGAGAGCCGUAAGGGGAAGGAGCUGGACACCAACCCCUUCGCUUCACUCGUGUUUUACUGGGAGCCUCUCAACCGGCAGGUUCGGAUUGAGGGCUCGGUGAAGCGGCUGCCAGAGAAGGACUCGGAGCUGUACUUCCACUCCCGCCCCAAGAGCAGCCAGAUCGGGGCUGUGGUCAGCCAGCAAAGCACCAUCAUUCCGGACAGGGAGUACUUACGGAAGAAGAACGCGGAGCUGGAGGAGCGCUACCGGGAGACAACGGUGCCGAAGCCAAAGUACUGGGGGGGUUACAUCCUGCAACCAGAGGUCGUGGAGUUCUGGCAGGGCCAAAGCAACCGCCUGCACGACCGCAUCGUCUUCCGGCGCCAGCGGGACGGCUCAGCCGCCCUGGGAGAGAUGACGCACCGGGGAGAGGGCGAAUGGGUCUUUGAGCGCUUGGCCCCAUGAGGCUGACGGCAUCUCCGGCCGUGUUGGCCGCAUCGGGAGCAUCACCUCUGCCAAACCCUGUCAUGCCCCAGGGAACAGGCCUGGCCUUGCUCUGCCCUCCCCCAGAUGCAUGCUGACCUCACAGGGGUGCUGGGGGGCCUCUGGUUCAGCCCCAGUGGCCCUCUUCCUCCUUUGCUUCUCCCUGGCAUGGGCAGGUCCCAGAGACCCUUUGCUUCCCAUCACCAGCCCAUGGGGAGCCACUGCUCCUGGUGCUGCUGGCAGUUAAUUAAUCAUGGAGGGAUCAAGAAAGACCCCAAUGAACCCCCUGCCCCCAUCCUGCCACUUCUGCCACCACUUGUGUCUUGUGUUUGAGCCAGAACCAUGCAACGUGCCCCCUCUGUGCAGUAAUUUAUUGAAUCGUGUCACUAGUCUGUGCAAACCCAUUUUUAAUUGCAGGUUGAACCGUGUCACCGGUGUUGGUUGUUGGCUGCACGUGUUGCCACAGGCACACCCCAUCUCCCUCCCGGGCCGUGGGACCC